This is a messenger RNA of Micromonas commoda, 288 nucleotides long. RefSeq lists its product with no specific name. NCBI's taxonomy places the organism in Eukaryota, Viridiplantae, Chlorophyta, Mamiellophyceae, Mamiellales, Mamiellaceae. The transcript has 2 exons. The record is from RefSeq and is a predicted model, not a curated record. Bases 1 to 288 code for a protein of 95 amino acids.
AUGGAUCCGUCUCAGUUGGCCGGGAUCCCCCCCGAGGAUGAGAGGAAAAUGACGGCGAUGGUCGAGAGUAUGCAAGUCCGCGACAGUCUUCGCAUGUACAAUAGUCUCGUGGAGAAAUGCUUCUCCAAUUGUGUGCAGAGUUUCCGGAGAAAGGAUCUGGAGAAGGAUGAGGAGCGGUGCGUUACCAAGUGCUGCGAAAAGUUUUUGAAGCACUCUGCUCGCGUGAGUCUGCGCUUCGCGGAGCUUAACCAGCAGACUAUGGAGCAGAUGGGGGCACCGCCUUCGUAG